UACUAGUAUUUAUCAGACUUAUAUUCUGUACUUAUUUAUUGUUAUAGCUAUAUAUAAAAGAAAACGUAAACUAUGUGGAAAAAUUUACUAACUUUCAUAGAAUUCAUAUGUAAGACAUAACAGUAUAUUUUCUUCAAUACUUUCAGUAUUAAACAAUUUAUGAUGAACGUGUUUACAAAGUUUGUAGCUGGUAAUUGUUUAGAUUCUGUGUCGUUUAGACAACAAGGGGAAUCUGCAUCAGAAUGGACGCCGCUUCUUGGGAAUUCGCCGGGAGUCACACUUUCUACUCUAGUAUUUAUAAUUCCUCAAAGAUGGGUGAUGGCCAUAAUGGGAUUUCUUGCAGUGGCAAACGCGUAUACGAUGCGUGUGUGUCUCAACAUUGCCAUAACACAGAUGGUACAUAGACGUCCUCGCGAAGCGGGUGUCGAUGAUGGAUCAUGUCCCGGUGACAUAGACGAAGUUAUUACAGAUCCUACAGAAAUAAACGGAUUCGAAUGGGACGAGGAGACCCAAGGUAUUAUUUUGAGUGCUUUCUACUACGGCUACAUAGUGACUCACCUUCCUGGAGGUAUGCUCGCUGAGAGAUUUGGAGGGAAAUAUUCUCUUGGUUUUGGAGUUCUGAGUACGGCCGUAUUUACUCUCCUAACGCCUUGGACAGUCAACAUGGGAGGAGCUACCGGACUAAUCAUAUUGAGAGUAUUAGAAGGACUUGGAGAGGGUACCACAUUUCCAGCUUUAAACGCAAUGUUAGCUCGUUGGGCGCCAGUCUCGGAAAGAGGUCGAAUGGGUUCCUUAGUGUUUGGUGGGGCACAAAUUGGCAAUAUCGCUGGUACAUACCUCUCCGGUCUGGUCAUGAAGGAAACGGGCGACUGGCACUCCGUAUUUUAUUUGUUUGGCUCUAUCGGAAUUCUCUGGUUCAUAUUAUGGGCAUUAUUAUGUUACAACGACCCGGAAUCUCAUCCAUUUAUCUGUGAUAAGGAAAAGAAAUAUUUAGAAGAAGCGUUAGGUAGACAUCGAAAUAGUCAGCCGUCUGCAAUACCAUGGAAAGCCAUUUUUAUGUCUGUACCCCUAUGGGCUUUAGUCUGUGCUCAGAUUGGCCACGAUUAUGGAUACUUUACAAUGGUGACGGAUCUUCCAAAAUACAUGACCGGAGUGUUGAAGUUCGAUAUUCAUAGGACGGGUACAUUGGCUGCCUUACCGUAUGCCGUUAUGUGGAUUAGUUCUAUUUUAUUUGGAUGGAUGUGCGAUAAAAUAGUGAAGAAGAACUGGUUGACAGUCACUAACGCUAGGAAGACUUUCACUACUAUUGCAUCAGUCGGUCCCGGUAUAUGCAUGAUCCUAGCAUCGUAUUCCGGCUGCAAUACUGAAGCUGUAGUGAUUUUAUUUACUGCAUCCAUGGGAUUGAUGGGCGCAUUUUACCCCGGGAUGAAGGUUAACGCACUCGAUCUAAGCGGCAACUACGCAGGCACUAUAAUGGCCAUAGUUAAUGGAAUUGGUGCUAUAACAGGCAUCAUAGCGCCAUAUCUCGUUGGAUUACUAACACCUGAUAGCACAUUAGUGCAAUGGCGGUUAGUGUUUUGGAUAGCGCUCGCUGUCUUUAUUUUAACAAAUUUGGUGUUCGUGGCUUGGGCUUCGGGCGAUGAGCAGUGGUGGAAUAGCAGCGCGCAGGAUCCCAGCAAGCACAACGAGGCAGAAGCCGCGAACAACCGUUCCGUGAAUGCAGAAGUCAAAUUGUAGAUAUAUCAGGUGCUAACCUUUAGCUUUAAGUUGGUAGCAACAAAGAAAUGCGUAUUUACGCAUUAGUGUUAUAAAAAUACUCGCGAAGAGUUGGCCAUCAACAAAUAUUAAAAUGUAAUGUAGGUACAAAUAUAGUAUUGGUUGAAUUGUUAUUUUUUAAUUAGAAAAUUUUAGAUAUUGGCGAUUCGUUGAAUCCUCUGCCAGUGUUAUGUGAUAGUAAUUUAGUAAUUUGAAUUUUCGAAGUAUUUUUCUAUAUAAAUAUGUAUAAAUACUAAAUAAUUAUUUAAUUUUAUAUACCUAAGUAGGUAUAGGUACAAAAUAUUUUCACUGGAUAAUUAUUUUUUGAGUAUCAAUGUUUAUUUAUUGAAUUAUUGUUCCCUAGAAUUAAAGAUCGUAUUACAUAUCCACUAUCGUACUGAUUCUAUAGUGUAAGUAGACGACUAUAAUGAGAUUAUAGAAAAAAAAAAUCAUGUUUCAUAAAAAGUUAUGUUCACUCCAUACGAAUGGAAAUUGUGAAUGACUUUUGUGUUUAGAUUAUUUAUUAUUGUAUAGAACACUCGCAGACAAGUCCUUGACUCAAAGUGUAUUAUCAGAACUAAUUCAGGCAGAUUGCACUGUAGUACUGAACAUAAAUCCCUAUUGACAAAGCGAACAAAGUCCGAUUCAAUCGAGUAUUUAUUAUAAUUUUUUAAACAUUAAGAAUAAAUAUUAAAUUAGUUAAAAUUUAUAGCAAAAUAACAAUGUGAAUGACAAAGAUAUUUUUAAGUGCUUCAUUACGAAAAUGCACACACUAGCAAGCAUUAUUGCAAUAACUAGAUAAGAUUUCGACAACCCUCUCAUUCAUAAAAACUAAACAACAAACCUACAAACAUUUUAAUUAUUAGACAAUUUUGUCACUUUCUUUCAAAUUAAGAAUUUAGCACCUAAGAAAGAAACAAAACAGUUCAAUAGCUGACAUGGGUUUAUAAGAGGUUUGAUGUUUUUAUGAAUAAGGGAAAAAUGUAUUUGAAAAUUGUAACAAUGUUCGGGAAUAUCUAAAGAAUUCUGAAUUCUGAAUCCGAAUUUAAAAAAAAAGGUUUUAGCAAAGUGUAAAUCCCUGCGUAUAUUCUCAGAGCCAUUAUCGACUUAUAGUACACUAGUGCCAUUUGAAAGAACAUUUGGAGUGUGUUCUAUUGUAAAUUAGGUAGGUACUAUGUAGUCGUUGUAUUAUUGUCAAGUCCACUGAUUUUAUAAUUUAUUUAUAAGUUCUCAACCACGUUACUAGCAAACAGCAAAUUAUCAGAUCUGCAAAUUAUUUUUAUCCAAGACCAUCUAAUAACUAUUUUCAUGUACGGUAAUUUUUAUCAAUUGAAUUUCAAUGUAUUUUGAGAAGUGUACAUUAAAGGUCUAUCCACACACAGUAUUUGUCAGUGCCUUUGUUCACUAAUACUCUUUCAUGGAAGCGUCAUGUCAUGUAAGCGGAUAGGCCUUAAAAUCAAUAGUUUUAUUUAUUGAUUUUUACAUAUGGCUGUACCAAAUAAGAUAGACAUGGUGCAUAAAACAUUUCCCUUUAAAAAUCUACUGCAUCUUACCGCAGGUGCAAAAAAAAAAAAAAUUUUUUAUUAGCCUUUCGCCUGAAGAUUACUUUCAAGUGAAAUAGAUUUGUUCAAGAUCUAAACACACUACGCGUUAUGGCAUUGUUUUACUGAUAUUAUUCUUUAGUUAGACAAAUAUAAGUAAUGUACAAUAAUUGUUGUUACGUAAAUAUUAUGUCGUAAUCCACAAAUAUAUCAAGUGAUAUGCAGGUGAAUUUUAAAUAAAUAGCAUCCUGUUAAGGUAUUGUCCUAUCAGAGAAACUGAAUAUUUUGCCCGAAAAUCGAAAAGCCAUAAAAAAUUCGAGCUUUGCAUGCUACAUUGAAAGCAGGACACGAUAUGUUAUGUUAAGCUUAAAUUUUUAUCAUUUAUCGACCCUUUUUACUUAUGGAUUUAUGUUUAAACUGGCAAAACUUUUUUAAAACGAUAUUAUGCCACCUGUAUAUUUAAAGAUAUGAUUACUAUAGGUACCUUUUGUUAAGUAUUUACUAUUCAUAAUUUGCUAAUGAUGUGUGUAACAUUGUUAUGUUUAUGUUGUCUGAGAUAAUAGGAUAUCAUUUUGUACAAUACCGUAUUUUGUUAAAUAUAAAUAUUUAAUGUA
Galleria mellonella (greater wax moth) is the source of this 3910-nucleotide messenger RNA. Its product is annotated as putative inorganic phosphate cotransporter. The record is from RefSeq and is a predicted model, not a curated record. The coding region runs from base 160 to 1737 and encodes 525 amino acids. The transcript is spliced from 8 exons. Gene Ontology annotation, biological process: monoatomic anion transport; transmembrane transport. Gene Ontology annotation, molecular function: transmembrane transporter activity. Lineage: Eukaryota; Metazoa; Arthropoda; Insecta; Lepidoptera; Pyralidae.